CAAUCUCCACUCGUUUCAGAAGCCAUCAAUCAAUCAAGCAAUCUUUGCCUUGUUGUGAGCGAUUCCCAAAUCCCAAUCAAUAAGCCGAGAAAAUGUUGGCAGUGUUCGACAAAUCGGUUGCCAAAAGCCCCGAAGCUCUGCAGACUCCGCAUUCAGAGUCGGUUUCGGCUCUGAAAGAUGGGUUUUUGGCUCAACACUUCACGUCUGUUCAUCCUGGUUCGGUCACCAUCAACCUCGGCGCUUCGGGUUUCGUGGCCUACUCCAUGGAAAAACAAAACCCGCUUCUCCCCAGAUUGUUUGCAGUUGUGGAUGAUAUAUUCUGCUUGUUUCAAGGCCACAUUGAAAAUGUUGCUCAUCUUAAACAACAGUAUGGGUUAAACAAGGCAGCAAAUGAAGUGAUCAUUGUUAUAGAAGCUUACAGAACUUUAAGAGAUAGAGGUCCAUAUCCUGCUGAUCAGGUUGUGAGAGAUCUUCAUGGGAAAUUUGCGUUUAUUCUCUAUGAUUCCUCCUCAAAAACAACCUUUGUGGCUGCAGAUGCUGAUGGAAGUGUUCCAUUCUUCUGGGGAACUGAUUCUGAGGGGCAUCUUGUCCUUGGGGAUGAUACAGAGGUUGUGAAGAAAGGCUGUGGCAAAUCCUUUGCACCAUUUCCAAAAGGCUGUUUCUUUACGAACUCUGGAGGCUUGAGGAGUUUUGAGCACCCCCUUAACGAGUUAAAGCCGGUGCCAAGGGUGGACAGCUCUGGUCAGGUGUGUGGAGCAACGUUCAAGGUGGAUGCAGAGUCUAAGAAGGAAACUGGGAUGCCAAGAGUUGGAAGUGCUGCAAACUGGUCCCAGAACUACUGAUCCCCUAAUGACUACUAUUUUGGAAGGCUUUUGUUAUUAAAUAGCCUUCCAUCUAUCUGUACUUCCUAUUUCCUUCUAAAUUCACAUAUUGAUGACUGUUAAAUGGUACUGGAAGUAUAUUAUGUGAACCAAGAUAGCCGAUGUAUCUGUACAUCAUGUGAAGCUUUUCCCAGGCUUCUAAACUUUAUUAGAUGGAAUAAUUUCGCCUGUGUUCAGAGGCUUCUGUAGAUAAGGAAAUGUUGGUUUGUUGGGUUGAACCUGCUUCUUAAAUGGCAUCUUUGUUCAGGUUCACUUGUUCA
Molecule: messenger RNA, 1141 nt
Organism: Diospyros lotus (date-plum)
Lineage: Eukaryota; Viridiplantae; Streptophyta; Magnoliopsida; Ericales; Ebenaceae
Product: stem-specific protein TSJT1-like
Exons: 4
Coding region: 93-842 (249 amino acids)
Source: RefSeq, a predicted model, not a curated record